Messenger RNA from Paramecium sonneborni, 417 nucleotides. Lineage: Eukaryota; Ciliophora; Oligohymenophorea; Peniculida; Parameciidae. The record is from the annotation of a GenBank genome assembly.
UUAUUAUUUAAUCAUGGAAUAAGUUAUUUAAGUCACAACAUCUGAUUAUUCUGAGAAAGUAAAUAAAGAAGGAAAAGCAGCAUUAAUUUUUGUUGGAGAUGUUCUAGCUGAAACUGGUUAAUCUUGGUGUUCUGAUACAGUUGAAGCUGAACCCACAAUUAAAAAUUAUGCAAUUCCAUAAUUGUAAUAAAAAGGAUAUACAGUCUAUUGGUGUUGGGCAGGAGAUAAAGAAACGUAUAUCAAUAAUAAAUAUAAUAGUUGGAAAGAUUAAAAUAAUCCUGCUAGAGUUUCUUAAUGGAUAUAGAUCAAAUCAAUUCCUACUUUAUUAUUAGUCCAUGAUAAUAAAGAAGCUAUUAGAUUUGAAGAAGAAUAAUUAUUCACUGAAAAUGCAUUGAAAUAAUUCUUAGAAUAAUGAUG